Lolium perenne is the source of this 666-nucleotide messenger RNA. Lineage: Eukaryota; Viridiplantae; Streptophyta; Magnoliopsida; Poales; Poaceae. The record is from RefSeq and is a predicted model, not a curated record.
UACAAAGCUUGUGUCUCGGACUUUGGCAUGGCGAGGAAGCUCAAGAACGGUUACUCAAGCUGGAGCACUAUCUUUGCCGGUACAUGUGGCUACAUAGCCCCAGGUACGUAUGCGGGCUUAAUCCAUUCUGAAACUUUAACUAAUACUGUAUGAAAAAGUGAUUCAUAAUAUAGACAUAAUAAUGGGUUCUGUUCUGACUAUAUAGCUAACUACUUUUGUUUCCUAUCACAGAAUUAUCAUCCACUAUGGUGUUAACUGAGAAGUGCGACGUGUACAGCUUCGGCGUGGUUGCGCUGGAAGUUGUUAUGGGAAAGCACCCAGGUGAUCUACUCCUCCCGUUCUUUUGCCGAACAGAGCAGCCAACAAAGCUCAAGGACGUCCUGGAUCAACGCAUUGCAGCACCGUUGAGCAUCGAUGAGGAGAAGGCUGUCAUUUUGGUUGCUCUGGUUGCUUUUGCUUGCCUGCAAGUCAACCCAAAAGCCCGGCCGACAAUGCAGCAGGUAUAUCAAGCGCUCUCAAAUAGAAGCCACAUAGCGCUCAGGCCCCUUCAUGAAAUCAGGCUGCAAGAUUUGCAUGAUUACUGUGGCAGCAUAAAGAGUAUCUGAAGCUGUAUAUAUGAUCUCCUGGGUUGGCAGUUAUAUAUUUGGCCUCAAAGUUUCUAUCUCA